Messenger RNA from Cyclocybe aegerita, 2217 nucleotides. Lineage: Eukaryota; Fungi; Basidiomycota; Agaricomycetes; Agaricales; Hemipholiotaceae. The record is from the annotation of a GenBank genome assembly.
AUGUUGUGGAGCCGGCCCGGUGUCGCGAGAACAGUAUCACGUGCAUCUUAUAUAAGCCAAUCUAUUCUCGGACCCAAGUCCACGACUGUCCUCCCUUUGACUCUUUCCUCUCAUUCAGAAUGCAUCCUCUACUAUGUUUCAUAUUAUUCAAACAUGGACAAUGCUUCAAAGCAAUGGGUGAUCUUUGAGAUUGCCCAUCAUAGGGCUUUGAUUCGCCAGGCUAAAGUUGCCCGUGGUUACAGACGUGGACACCUUUACCCUCUUCCCAAACAUCAAGCUUCUACUCAAAGCAUCAGUGACUCAAGAUCCCUAGACAAGAUGCCCAAGCUCAUCGAAAUCCGCGACCUGGUCAAGACCGGCCUACGUGGACUUUCCUUCCGUCGUCGAGAGUCUUCACCCUCCCACAGGCAACGACGGCUGGGAUUCAGGAAGCUGUUUGGAUCGAGGACCUCCCAGAGGAAUGAAGCCCUUUACGACGACGACGGUGGUGUCUCCGGAGUGCCACGGGGGGAUGAUAUCCCAACUCUGAGUAUCGAUGUCGAGACCGAUGAAGAGUCGCUCGUUGGCACCUUUGGGCUCGAGGCCAUCAGCCCGUCAAAUGUGAUGGUUUAUGCAGGCGAUAUCGGAGGGCCCGAGUCUUCUUUCUCAUCGCGCCCUGGAGGGUUGUUGGGUUACCCUAUCCCGCUUCCGCAUGUCGACGAUGAAAGAUUCCCCAUCGACAUCGAGUCAGUUUGCGGCGACAGUAACCACGCUGGUGCUUCAACCUUUGACGGGUCCUUCGACGGAGAGCGCGUUGUACCUGCUGGGUCGACUUUGUUCGAUACCCAUGUUGUCUCUCCAGUUCCUGUUCGAUCGUCGGGAUGGACUAUCCCUCUUCCGGAUGUCGAUGACGAACCCUACGCUUCAAGUCAUGAGAAUCGACAAUACAUUCGGACAGACAUCGUUCAUGGUAACGCUGACAUCUCUGACCCUUUGAGACUGCGGGUCAAUGACCCAGCGAUCUCCUCAGGGGAUGCGUCUUUGCCCAUCUCGUCUCUGGUGGAAGAUGGAUCCCAUGGCUUGGACCCGGGUGACGAUCCUAGGGAACAAUGGACUUCACCGAAUGAUCCCAGCUUUUGGCCCCUUCCGACCGAAAUACUCCAAAUCUGCGAUACUCGUCCACAUAUUUCCGGCUGCCCGUGGCGUGAUCUCGAGCUGGGCAACCGAUGGUCGAACCAGACCACGCUCUCUCUCCUCUGCCCUCUCCUCGUCCAACAAGCCCGCCGACUCCUCCUUCAUGGAAAAUCCACCCUUGUCGACGUUACAUUUGGCCAACUGUACGAGGAUCCAGCACAACUACCGCCCAUCCGGCGGGGGGCUUCCUUGAUAAAGCUUGACCAUCUCGAAUCGCUGUCGAUCACGUCUUCCACACAUUUAGGCUUUCUCUUUGACAAGACGGUAGUACGAUUACCGAAGCUGAAGCGCCUCUCUCUGACAUCCCAUCGCGGUCGUUCUGGUUUGAGCGCACCUGCGGUGCUCGACCAUGCUCUCGACGUCCCUUGGGGCAACCUCAAGCGCCUGUCGCUUGCCAAUGAAUCAUCCUCUCCCUGCGAUAUCCUGCUCAUCCUUUCCAAGUGCGACAACUUGCGACAGUUCUGCUGGUCCGAUGACAUGGAGCACUUCCCGGCCUCAGGACGUCUUCCCGCGUCGAAGCUUUUCCACCUCGAAGAAUUGAACAUAAGUUCUUCUUCCGAGGGAUGCGAUGCUCUCAUGAAUUGCUUCCCCAAAGAAACUGUGCUGAACCUUAGGAAGGGGUCUUUCACCUCCCUUCCGUUGACACUCCAGCAAUCGGGCGACCUGGCUCAAUCCCAGCUGACCCAUAUCGCCGUGCAAGACGCUAUUCCUCUGGAAAAUCUUCUUGUCAUCCUCAAGGGACUGAAAAGCCUACAGGAUGGAAAGUUCGCGAUCAGCGAUCUUCAGUCCCUCAAUGUCGCGAGUUCGUAUUCGCACCUCCAAUGCAGGAGUCUCCGCAGCUUGGAGUUGUCGACCACCAGAAGCUUACGGCCACUUUGGAGUCGCAUCGUCAGUCGGGACAUCAGCACCAUUGUUCUCUCUACCCGGAAUCAUCACCUCAACCUCGCGGAAGACAUUCAACCAUUUUUGUUGUAUUGCGAUAAGGCCUAUAACUCGACCCACACACCUGAUUAUUGGACGUACACCUGGAAUUUCUUGUCCUAA